UUUAUAGAUCGCAUCGUCUACUUCCCCAUGUCUGAAGUGAAAUUCAAUCUUCCAUUCAACGAGAAAUCUCAAAGUAUAUUUUCCAAAAUACCAAUUGGUCGCUUUCAAGUACUACCCGUUGGCAAUGAAAAAACUUUAGAGUAUCUGUAUGUUUUGGAAAAUAAUGAGCUCUUGCGCAUCAAUGGCAGCAGUGGUGAGGUUUUUAUGACGAAUGAUUAUCAAACAGCACACAAAAAGACGAAACUCUUCUUAACUGCCAUUGCGCGUAACCCGCGCAGGUCGCUUAAUAACAUUCCACAAAUGACAUUGGAAGUGACGCCACAGGCAGAAGCCGAAUAUUGCAGCCAUUUGGAGAAUGUCUGCUUUUGGGCAGCAGCAAAAUACACGAUUGUCGAGAAUGCGACCACGAACGUUUUCUCCAAAGCAGGCGGUAUGGAUGCCUUUGAGCCGGUACGCGUGGGUACUUUAAAUCCUCGUGCCACACGCUAUCUCUGCCCCACUAUGGAUGUGAAAUAUACGCUAAAAAGUGGUGGCAAAUACUUUACUUUGAAAAAUAAUGAACUCUAUACUAAAAUGCCACUGGAUUAUGAGUAUUUCAACACAACGAAUUUCGCGGUCACUGUCGGUUGUACGGUCAAAAUGAGUGAGGAGAGAGAGGUUACUUUCAAUAAAACGCUGCAUGUAGCAUUGUUGGAUCGCAACGACAACGGACCGGAGUUGCAACAAAAUGAGAAGGAGUAUAAUUUCGUGCUGGAUAAUCCACACUUUAAGCAGGGUGAACCUGUUGGAAACAAGAUUAUAUUCACUGACGAAGAUUCCCUGAAGGUGAAUGGAUAUUUAACUUAUCAAAUUCUGAAUGACACCAGUGAGUUGGUGCGUCCCGAUUGCACCGCCUACGAGGCCGAUCAUACAGGAAAACGAAACUCCAUUUUUAGUUGCCAAAUCAUAUUUGCUCGCAAUGGCAUACUGAGUCAACCAUCCUACUGCUUCAUUUUGGUCGCGAGUGAUAAUACAAUCCUUUCGAAUAUAACAAAAACAGCAACAGCGAAUAUUUGCAUACGAACCGAUCCUGGCAAAAUACACGAAGCGGAUCGACCGCGCGUCAUGGAGCUGCGUCAACAUCGUGGUAUGGGCCGGCGUUUAACCAACUCGGCUGAGUCGAUAUUGGAUAGCGACGAUAGGGGUUUCUUAACACCUAGCAUCCUAAGCACCUAUCCAAAGGAUGUCUUCAUCCAUCGCACUGCUAUGUCCUAUAGUCGUGUGGCACAGCCAGAGAACUUUCAAAGUUUAAUAGAAAUGUCGGGAGUGCAUUUCACAAUCGUUGAAGAUCGUAGUGGCGCUUUUGGUAUAACACCGACGGCUGGUAUUGUCUAUGUGAAAGACAAGUCGGCGUUGGAGCUUUCACCGGAAACAGUAUACUUUCUCAACAUAACCUGGCACGAUGCCUAUCCACGUUCAUUCGUCGUAAAUGUGCAUCUCGUCGAUGGCCAUGCCAACAAUGCCACUUGUGAACAGAAGAUCAAGUCUCGCAGCCAAACUUGCGCGCAAAUAAAAUAUCAGAAGCAAUGUACGAAAUUCUGUGGCCUCGGCACCAAUGGCGGCGGAUGCAAGUGGCGUGGUUCCAAUGCAGGUUUCUUCGGUCGUAAUUACGCUUCCUGUGUAUCCGAUGACACACAUUGUCCGGACAACAUUUGCGAUCCAUUGGAAGAACUGAACAUCUUCAUCUGUCCACAGGACUGCGUUGCAGCAGCCAAAAUUAUGGGUCCACACACAUCGAACAAUAAUAAACGUGGCGUUUACUCUGCCUCCGGUACUUGCACAUGUGAAGACAAUGGAAAAUGUUUGUGUGCACCGCUCGAUGAUGAGGAACCACGUCCGAAACGCAAGCGCAAGAAUGAAACUAAGCCAACUGAUGCUAAUAAAUUGGCGAAGUUCGGUGGUUUGGAGGCUGCACUGCCUACUCAUAAUAAUUUAAAUAAUGAGAUGAUUGAACGCGAUGCUAUGAGCAUUCACGUGGCUGGCUUCACGUGCGGCAAGUCGUGCAUCCUAUUAGCCAUCACAUGCCCGCUUGUCCUCAUCGUACUGAUUAUAUGUUUGCUUGCGUCACAACGCAAUCUUAAGCGACGUACACGCGGUAAGGAAGCGUUAUCACAAAAACCAUCUCUGAAUGGCGUUUGUGAUGCUCGUAACGGCGAUGUACCACUAAUGCAAAUUGAAAGCGGCUCGGUGAAAUUCGAUACAGAUGACUCGAAAUGGGAGUUCGAUCGGGAACUGCUGCGACUGGAUGUGGUGCUUGGGGAAGGUGAAUUCGGUAAGGUGGUCAAGGGUUAUGCGACCAACAUUGCGGAUAUACCGGGUGUUACUACAGUGGCGGUAAAGAUGCUGAAGAGUGGCGCCAAUUCCGUGGAGUAUAUGGCACUUCUGUCCGAAUUUCAAUUGUUGCAAGAGGUUUCACAUCCGAAUGUCAUUAAGUUACUGGGCGCUUGCACGAAAGGCGAUACGCCAAUGAUUAUUAUUGAGUACGCUAAAUAUGGGUCGCUACGCAGUUAUUUACGCUUGAGUCGGAAAAUCGAGUGUUCAGGAGUGGAUUUUACCGACGGUAUAGAGCCAAUAACAGUGAAGAAUAUUUUAUCGUUUGCAUGGCAAAUUUGCAAAGGAAUGGCAUACUUGACGGAAAUUAAGUUGGUUCACCGCGAUUUGGCUGCGCGCAAUGUUUUACUCGCCGACGGGAAAAUCUGCAAAGUAUCCGAUUUCGGACUCACACGCGACGUGUACGAAGACGAUGCCUAUUUGAAGCGUUCACGUGAUAGGGUGCCGGUGAAGUGGAUGGCUCCUGAGUCUCUGGCCGAUCAUGUCUACACCACCAAAUCGGAUGUGUGGGCCUUUGGAGUGCUCUGUUGGGAACUAAUUACUUUGGGUGCCUCGCCUUACCCUGGCAUACUACCGCAGGAUCUCUAUAAUUUAUUGAAAACUGGUUAUCGCAUGGAAAGACCAGACAAUUGUUCGGAAGAAAUUUACUCCGUUGUGCGCACUUGCUGGGCAUAUGAUCCGAACUCGCGUCCCUCCUUUAAAUAUCUCGCUUCACAAUUCGAAAAGCUACUCGGCAAUAACGCCAAAUAUAUAGAAAUGGAGUCGAGCGCUAUUUCCAAUCCAAUGUAUUGUUUGGAUGAAGCGAAAUUGGCCAACACUUCGCAGCCGGACUUAAACGUUUGCUUGGAGCAGCAGUGGGGCGAGCCAGAUUCGUUAGAUCAUCUCUGGCAACCACCAAAAAUGUGCUACGACACACAAGAAUGUCCGAGUAGCCGUGAAUUCUCCGCCACAUUUAGCAUGGAAUUUCAACAGCCACCACCUGGUUACGACAUACCGCGUCCACUCACUGAAAAUGCUGCCACGGAGCAGGUAUUACGUUAUGCGAACGAUUUACGCUUUCCGCUAAAUACACGUAAGUCGGUAUGCGCCGCUAGCACCACGUCGAAUAGUCAAAAUGGCAGCAAAGGUGGCGGUGAUGGUGGAGGCGAUGAUACAAUGGCGGCACACUACUCGUUGCCAGUAAAACGUGGACGCUCGUAUUUGGAUAUGACGAAUAAGACCUGCAUACCCGAUAAUUUGGAUAGUGUUGAUUUUGAAAAACAUCUUUCGAAGACAAUCUCAUUUCGGUUUUCUAGUCUACUGAAUUUAAAGGAACAAGACCUAGGCGCUGUUUAAAGCAUUAAGACCAAAAGGGGUGGUGUUUAUUUAA
This is a messenger RNA of Anastrepha obliqua, 3739 nucleotides long. RefSeq names its product proto-oncogene tyrosine-protein kinase receptor Ret. The record is from RefSeq and is a predicted model, not a curated record. NCBI's taxonomy places the organism in Eukaryota, Metazoa, Arthropoda, Insecta, Diptera, Tephritidae. Gene Ontology annotation, biological process: multicellular organism development; positive regulation of kinase activity; cell surface receptor protein tyrosine kinase signaling pathway. The annotation marks the transcript as partial. Gene Ontology annotation, cellular component: signaling receptor complex; plasma membrane; axon. The transcript is spliced from 8 exons. Gene Ontology annotation, molecular function: transmembrane receptor protein tyrosine kinase activity; ATP binding; calcium ion binding.